Molecule: messenger RNA, 2119 nt
Organism: Trichogramma pretiosum
Lineage: Eukaryota; Metazoa; Arthropoda; Insecta; Hymenoptera; Trichogrammatidae
Exons: 2
Coding region: 258-1979 (573 amino acids)
Molecular function (GO): protein binding
Source: RefSeq, a predicted model, not a curated record
UUAACCGUCGGUGUGAGCAGCAGCAACAGCAGUAAUAACCGGGAAAUUAAGUCCGUGUCAAACCUAAGUGAAUUACGCGAGUGUUAUAGUUUUUCCAUUUGACAACCCUUUUUAUAUUGAGGCUGUGUACGUAGUGUAAGCGGUACCGUCAACAUCAUAUAUUUUUCAAGAGCUGCUACGGUAGUGAUCUCGGCCGCACGUGCACGUGGUACUCAGUGAUCAGUGUUAAAAAAUAGACUCAAAAUUUUCAAAUCAAAAUGUCAUCAAACAGGACAACUGAAUCAAAUGAAUUACACUUGCUCUCAAAUGAAUUAAAAACUCGUUUGAAGAGCAUAAAAGACAUAGACGCCAAGCGAAAAGAAUAUUGCCGGCUAUUAGAAGAGUGGGAUUGGAAAUAUGGCGUGAGAGGUACCGAAAUUUUACUGAAGUUGAUGAACUGUAAAAGCCUGUUUCCGAGCGUCGAGGAUAGGCUUUUUUUUCUAAAAGUCGCUGUAACUGGCAGAUUGUGGGGCUGGGUGAAAUACUUGGAGGAGAGCGGGUUGAAAAUACACGAGUUUAUGUUUGAGGAUGGAAAGUCUGCUCUGCAUUAUUUAGCGGGAGUUUACGAGUCGCUUGAGUCCAUUGACUACAAAACGGAUACCACUAGAAUCAUCACAUAUUUCUUUGAGAAUAAUCUACAAAUUUAUUGCGACAAUCACGGCUACACGUACUUGCACGGAGCUUGCCUGGCAGGCAACGAAGAAGCAGUCAAUGCACUGCUGAGUGAAGAAGGCGUGGACGUCAACAUCGACACUUAUACGCGUUCACUGUUGUACAUCGCCUGCCAACAUCGGCGGGAAAAUUGUGUAAAAAUACUAUUGGAACAUGGAGCGAAUCCUAACAAAGGUGAUCGUGAGCAGCGAUCGACACCUUUGCACGCGUUGGCGCUGCCGUGUCUGUGCGAUUGCGUUGCCUUUUCCGAUUACUCUUUUAAUUUCUGCGAUUAUAAACGACCGGUUGAUGAGAUCGUGAAGUUGCUCAUCGAUAAAGGAGCGCAGAUCGAGGCACGUGAUCUUCACGGGGACACUCCGUUGCAAUCAGCGGUGUCGCGUUUUGACGUGGAAUUGACGAGGGCACUUUUGAAGUACGGUGCGAGCUUCAGCAACUUGAACGAGGAUAGAAUGUUCAGUGCCAACUUCACAUCGAUCGAAAUGAAGUGCUAUCCUUUGACAUUUAACAUGAUCCAGAUGAUGCAAUUGUUGCAGUCAGCUGGUUACAAAAUGGAUUUUCUCACUAGACUCAAAAUGAUGAAGUGCUGGACAAGAAUUCGAGGAAACGAGAUUGACUACAUAAUAGGCGAUGAGAUGAGAGAUGAAAAAGAUGAACAGGAUUCAUCACUCUUCAUGCAUAUUGUGGAUCUUCAAUUUAUUCUCAAUGAAUUUGGCUUUUAUAUGGAAAAAAAAGUUAUAGAUUACUUAAACCAAUGUCGCGAGAAAUUGAAAUCAAGAUCAUCAUCUUGCCGUAUUGGUUAUCAGCCUCACGAAUUGGUCAUUCUAUAUUGGAGAGAAAGUUUUGAGCAAAUGAAAAACAUAAAGAUAACCGAGGAAGUCUCUCUCUAUCAAUUUUUCCAAAUGAGCUCUAGCGAGGGCUACUCGGUACUGAAAAAUUUAAAAGAUUGGCGUAUCCCACCAAUAGAUUUACCGCAACAUAGUGACCCUAUAUACACUUGUUCCGUUAAUUUGAUGCACAUUAUUGUAAAAAGAAACAUGGCCAAUAUUUUAAUAAGGCCAUGGCUCGACUUGGAAUUGCUCGCAGCCGAUCUCUUUAUGACUGACUAUUGCAGCUUGAAUCUGCCGCAAAACGUUUGUCUCGAAGUUGCUCAAAAUUUGAGCGACGAGGACCUAUUUCGUUUGUUCGAGCAGAUAAACAUUGAUGCUGUUAUAGACCAACAAAGCGAGUACGAUAACAGUAGGAUCAGAUUCGUCAGACUUACAUUGUAGCACACAUCGAUAUCUGGAGAAAACGCGUUGCAAUACAGUGAGAAUAAAGUCUAAGCGCUCAUAUGUACCUGUAAAUAAUUUCAAUUAGUGAUUCUAUUGUGGUGUAAUAGUGGUUCUAUUUUCAGUAGAAAUUUUUUGUA